Molecule: messenger RNA, 3571 nt
Organism: Nerophis lumbriciformis (worm pipefish)
Lineage: Eukaryota; Metazoa; Chordata; Actinopteri; Syngnathiformes; Syngnathidae
Source: RefSeq, a predicted model, not a curated record
AUGAUGAGACCAGUGUCCAUCAGGGUCUCAUCAUAUUAUGACUCCACAGCAUUAUUGGGAGCUGUUCUCAGGUCAGUGGAGGCUCUGCUGUACAAACUAAAUGGAAGCACUUGGCAGACCCUGAUUCUACACCCUCCUGAUGCCACGGAACCACAAAUGAGACGCAUCCAAACCUGUGACACGAGUACUACCAUGGUUUCAUCAAUGGACUUGACCAAAACGGAAGCCCCAAGCCAUUUGCACAGCACAGGUCCUUGUCUAAGUGAUGUGGACUUAUCCAAGUUAGUCUGCCUAACCCCCCUAUACAAGACCCUGCAAGACAUCCAGCAAUCCUUGCAGAAUUUCCCUCCAGAUCAUCCAGUGCAACCUCUCCCUAACGGGAUUUGUGAUUCAUCCCAGGAGGACCUUGAAGUACGACUAAUUCCGAGCGCACUCGACAGCCUCCCGCCCAGGCACUCGGCCGUUUUUCUGUUCGGUUGCCGAGUGAUGGAGCUGCUGGAAAAAAGUUCCGCCAUGUUCCCCUCCGUGCUCCUCAUGCCGGCCAAGUCCGUCCCAUUUUGGCGCUGCGAUAACAGUCUGCUGUCCCAGUGUUCGGGAGACUUUUAUUUUGACGCCGGCCGUCAAGUCCUUUUCCUGUCAGAGGCCAAGCUGGAACACGCGGGGCAUUUUAUCGCGACCAUCCUUCAAUCCAUGGCCUUUAUAGCAUCAUCAGGGAUCCCAGACCGGAGCUUCACGCGAGCGCUUCAUGAGGCGAUGUCAGCUCUGAGCCUGCAGCUAUUCAACUUAUCUUUCAAGCAGACCACAGCAGAGGGCACGUUGGGCGAGGAAUUUCUCGACUUGAGAGUUGCCAAAGAAACGCGUUUUAGCGAGCAUCUCUUGGCUGCCAGACUGGAAACAUACAAAUACUGUAUGUUAGAGCAGCUCAUUGGAAACCUCAAAGUAAAUCUAAUUGAGGACACCGAGGCGGCAUGUGGGACUCGAGUGGAGGUGGAGGAAGAGAUGGACCGCUUAAAUGAGGCCUUCUUGGAGCUCAGCAUGCAGCUGCACAGCAGAGCUCGUAAGGAUGGAGAAGACCAGUUUGUGAGGGCGGCUCAACCAAGCCUGGGUCGUAAUGGAACAAUGCUGCUGGAGCUGGAGAGACAUUACGUAUCGCAGCGCCUCAAUCAUCUCCAAAUCACAUUAGACCGGAUCAGACAGCAGCAAGGCAGCAGCAGCAGGUCCAGCGAUGGGGUGAGAGGCCGCACACACGCACGCACCGCCGCCGCCUCUCAGAAGGGCCAGGAAAUGAACGUACGUGAUACCUCCUGCAGUACUCCAGCUGGCAGCAGUCAGGGCCAGCAAACAGCAGAGAGUAGAGGUCUUGAUAAGUGUGACCUUGAGAGUAGUAUUUCUGCACAACUAAACGACUAACACUGUCCAGAGCUCAAACUUUGACACACUACCGGACUACCGGAUGCCCAAGAGUCCAGACGUGUUGAAUUGCCCAGUUAAAAAUACACACAUAACAUUAACUCUCAACAUCAAACACACCUACCAUGUCUGACCUAUAAAGAAUAGAGAAAGAAAAAACAAAGUAACACGUUGAGAGUAAUGUUGAAAUAUUUUGAUGAAAAAAUGAGAAUACAUUAGUAGAAAAGCACUGGGUGGACAAAAAAAUCCUGAAUCCAGACAAUGAUUUAGUUCAGCCCCAAAAUCCAAUAACUUGUUCCUUAUCCUAUUUCUAACAUUUCCUGAAAGUUUAAUUAAAAAAUGCCCAUAAUUUUUUUAUCUUUCUUCAGCGUAAUAAAGAAAUGGAGUGAACCUUCUUUUCAGUCAUCUACUGCAGUUAUCUGCUAUCUCUGCCAGGCUGCUGGCAUACACUAACAGAUAAAAAUGUCAAAAACGUCCCUCUUAUUAUUACAACUUACAUAUGUGUUCUCUUAAUAUUAAAAUAAUCCAUUCAUCCAAUGUUAUACCGCUUAUCAACUAAAUAUUCUACUCUUAUGAUAUAUGAUUUUUUUUUGCAAAUAUGCAAUUGUAUUCUUAUCAAAUUAGAUAAUGAUAACCUGUUUUCUUACUGCUAUGCCUAAAUAUGACUACGAAGACCUCGUUGUGCAGAAAAACUAACGUCAUGUUAAAUCCUUGUAGUAAAUAUUGUGAUUGUUGGUCCAAUCCACCCUAUUUUUGUUGUUGAUUUUCAUAAAAAAAAACUACAAGCUUAGGUGUUGUGCAGGAAUGACAAGUGCUUUAUUCUAUAAGGAUUACCACAUUUUUGCGUCUCAAGCCUCAAUAAAAUAUCCUUAAUAGUAUUAAUAAAGUAGAUGAAUACAUCUUGAUACAAACAUUACUAUAGCUAAAUGAGAAAAAAUAUGAACUUCACACCAUUAAAACAACUGCAGACAUGAAUUGUAGGUGAGACUAAUAUUUGUAGCUAGAAAUCAACUGCAAACAAACUUAUAAUUCUCGUUAUGUCACUCCAAUACGUUACUUAACGAUGCAAAAAUAAGUCCAACUUUGUCUUUCACCGAUUAAUGUUUAAUUUGUGGACCCCUCCAGAUGUAAAGACAUGAUGUGCCUCCAAUCUUUUCUUCUCUAAAUACUGUAAGUCUCAAAUGAAGUGAGGUAGCAGUAACCUCUUGGUGAUCAUAAAUGGUUUAAACAUUUUUUUUAAACAUAUUUUUUAAGAGUGUAAAAACCCACUCCAUCCCAUUUUAAGGUUUUUUUUCAGGCUCACUUUUAUAUUUGACAUAUAUUCAAAAGUUAGCCUAAAUCUGCACUGAUUCAGGUAAAUAAACAGUAGCGUAAUGGGGCUUAGACCAUCGCCUGAAACACGGAAGUGCCUCUAGGUCAGGUGUGUCAAACUUACGGAUCAGGCCCGCGAACAGGAUUUUGGAGUUUGCUAAGUAUAAAAAUGUUCCUGAAAUUUUUGAAUGAAUGGAACAGUAGUUUUAAAUGUGUCCACUGGAUGUCCAAUAGCAAUUAUUUGUAUAUUUGUAGAUGAUGCUACAUAUGUACAAAAUAAACCACAUGAUGUUAGUACAUCAGUUGAGGAAAAUGAUUAAACUACAUAAAUAACAUCCUGUCAUUUGAUUUUGAUAGCAUUUUUUUAUCUUGAUGGAUUAAAAAUGAAGACCAAUGAGUUGACUGAUGAACAUUAUCACAUCAUUUAUUCAGAAAAUAUAAAUAAUGACAAAUCAAUUAUUAACCACAACAUGUAAGUGUAAAAAAAAAAAACAACAACAUUAUAAUUUGUACAUUUUCAGAAUGUGCUCGUUCUAUUUUUAAUCAAAGAAAACAAUCUGAAGUUGUCUUUAUUUCUAAGUUAUCGUGCCGUGAUUUUACCAGUCCGGCCCACUUGGGAGUACAUUUUUCUCCAUGUGGCCCCCGAUCUAAAAUGAGUUUGACACCCCCUGCUCUAGGUCAAGUGAUUGCAACCCAGCUAUAGCCUAAUAAAGUGUAUGAUGUGUACAUAUUCAUAAGUACAGUACAUACAAUAUAGUGUAUGUCUUGUCUAGCAUAGCACUACCAUUCUAACAUUGUGUCCAGAUAGUUAGGACUUGCAAGUACUGUACAUACACUAAUUAAGACAAUA